This is a messenger RNA of Hevea brasiliensis (rubber tree), 1377 nucleotides long. RefSeq lists its product as uncharacterized. Lineage: Eukaryota; Viridiplantae; Streptophyta; Magnoliopsida; Malpighiales; Euphorbiaceae. The record is from RefSeq and is a predicted model, not a curated record. The transcript is spliced from 4 exons. The coding region runs from base 122 to 910 and encodes 262 amino acids.
GGAAGGAAAAAAAAAAAAGAAAACGAAAAAAGGGAAUGAGUUUAUUUAAAGGCGCCGGCGAGGACCAAGUCACCAACUUCUUUCCCGGCUGCUGACUUUAGUUACUAAGGCUUAGCAGAUAAUGCCUGGCCCCGGACCUCACCUUAUGUACGCCAUGGGCUCCGGUCUGGCCCUUACCACUUUGACCAACGGCCGCUUCACCCCGCAUCACACCCUCACCUACACCAUCAAUGCCUUUUUUGGUCCUGACAUUGGUUCUUUCUCCGAGUGGCUCGGCUCUAACCUUGGUCCCUCUGCUCAGCUUUUCGGCUCUGCGCUAGCUGACUAUAUCCAUGACCCCUUCUACUAUGUCUUGAUUCUGGGCCUUCCCUUGUGUGUUUUGUACUCUUGGCUCUCCAAAAUUUUGCUUCAAAGGAAGAUUCUUGAUUCAGUUUCUGGGGUGCCCCUUUCAAGGAGGCAAUGCUUAUUGUUGGCGGCUGCUGGGUGUUUAUCACACUUUUUCCUAGAUCACUUGUUUGAGGAAAAUGGACAUUCAUCAGUGUAUACCUGGAUAUUGAGCACUGGUUGGUGGAAGAAUCAAGCACCCAUCAAUCCAGAUGCUGUCGUUGUGGUUGGCUUCCUAUGCACUUGCUUAAUUGGAGGCUUUAUUUACAUCAACAGGGUAAAAUCCUUAAAGUUCACUAGAAAGGAAUCGCACCAAUCAUUGAAACUUAUUAUGAUCAUAGCAAGCCUCUAUUGCUUGUGGUGUGCGAGCCAAAUAUACUGGGUAAAUCCUCGUAGGCCAGCAGUUGGUGAAGAGGCUGAUCUUGGAGUGCUUGUAUUUCUUGCUACUUAUUUAUUUCUUCCUCAUUGUUUGUGCUUUAUUUCCAUGAAUCCUAAAGAUCAUGACACACAGCAACUUCCAUUAUAGCAUAAACAUAAUCACAUAGGUAAGUUGGGACAAAACAAGUUCUGCAAUUUCCAUUCAAUUUCUACAAUCCUGCAUACACACAUUUUGAGUUAUAUUGUCUGCUAGAAUUGGUCUCUCUUUAUUAUUAGGUAUUUCAUUUAUUAAAUAUGUAUAAUAUUAUUCCUCUUAUUUUGCGUGUGAAAUGAUACCAGUCAAGGAAAUGAAAUUCUAGUUUUGAUGGUUUUUUUUCUUCUGUGUAGAAGUGGAAAAUCUCCUUGGCUACGUUUGGCAAGACAUGAUCAUAGUUGUAUUUCAAUUGCAAUUACAUUACUUGUCUUGUUACGUUGUUUGGUUUCAAAAAGAGAAUUUAUUGUAAUGCAAUGCCAAUUAGAUCAUGUAAUUUUUGUUACUUUAACUAAUGUAUUUUAUGUAUUCAUUUAAGUGUUAUUUGAACUCAUUUAGAAACUAAUUUCAAUUAUAUUUUCAAA